GCCAUGAGUAAUCAGACCCUGGUGACAGAAUUCAUCCUGCAGGGAUUCUCAGAGAUGCCACAGCUCCAGGCCCCUCUCUUUGUCCUCUUUCUCAUCCUCUACUCAGUGGCCCUCUGUAGCAACUCCCUCUUUGUGACUGCCAUCAUCUUCAGCUCUGGGCUCCACACCCCCAUGUACUUCUUCCUGGUCAACUUGGCUGUGUUGGAUGUGGCCUGUGCAUGCACUGUGGUGCCCAAGCUGCUGGAGACCCUGGUGGCAAAGAAGAGAACCAUCUCCUAUGAAAGCUGCAUGACCCAGAUGUUCUUCCUAUCAUGGUCCGUGGCCGCAGAGGUGCUGCUCUUCACUGCCAUGGCCUACGACCGUUAUAUGGCCAUCUGCCAACCCCUGCACUACAGCACCCUGAUGAGCCUCCGGGUGUGUGCGGCACUGGCUGGAGCUGUGUGGAGCAUCAGUGUGCUUGGUGCUGGCGUCAACACCUGCCUGAUGUUGCGUCUCACCUUCUGUGGGCCCAAUGUGAUAGACCACUUCUUCUGUGAGAUCCCCCCCCUCCUGCUGCUGUCCUGCUCCUCCACGUAUGUCAACAACAUCAUGACCAUUGUGGCAGACAUCUUCUUUGCUGUGUUCAACUUCCUGCUCACCAUGGUGUCCUAUGGCUUCAUCAUCUCCACCAUCCUGAAGAUUCGGACAGCCGAGGGGAAGCGCCGUGCCUUCUCCACCUGCUCUUCUCACCUCACUGUGGUCACCAUGUACUACUCCACUAUCAUCUACACCUACCUGAGCCCAGGCUCCAGCUACUCCCCAGAGAACGGCAAGAUCAUGGCCGUGCUUUACUCCACAGUGAGCCCUACCCUGAACCCUCUCAUCUACACCCUCAGGAACAAGGAUGUCAAGGCAGCUCUCAAGAAAGUCUUCACAUUCUUAGCAGAGAAACUGUAA
This is a messenger RNA of Echinops telfairi (small Madagascar hedgehog), 936 nucleotides long. RefSeq names its product olfactory receptor 13A1-like. Gene Ontology annotation, cellular component: membrane. Bases 4 to 936 code for a protein of 310 amino acids. Gene Ontology annotation, biological process: G protein-coupled receptor signaling pathway. The transcript has a single exon. The record is from RefSeq and is a predicted model, not a curated record. Gene Ontology annotation, molecular function: G protein-coupled receptor activity; olfactory receptor activity. NCBI's taxonomy places the organism in Eukaryota, Metazoa, Chordata, Mammalia, Afrosoricida, Tenrecidae.